CUGAGACUCGCUUUGUUUCUUUCACAAAAAAAUGAUCCAGAAGCUUUCCAACCUCCUUGUCACCGCACUGGCGGUGGCUACUGGCGUUGUCGGACAUGGACAUAUUAAUGACAUUGUCAUCAACGGGGUGUGGUAUCAGGCCUAUGAUCCUACAACGUUUCCAUACGAGUCAAACCCCCCCAUAGUAGUGGGCUGGACGGCUGCCGACCUUGACAACGGCUUCGUUUCACCCGACGCAUACCAAAACCCUGACAUCAUCUGCCACAAGAAUGCUACGAAUGCCAAGGGGCACGCGUCUGUCAAGGCCGGAGACACUAUUCUCUUCCAGUGGGUGCCAGUUCCAUGGCCGCACCCUGGUCCCAUUGUCGACUACCUGGCCAACUGCAAUGGUGACUGCGAGACCGUUGACAAGACGACGCUUGAGUUCUUCAAGAUCGAUGGCGUUGGUCUCCUCAGCGGCGGGGAUCCGGGCACCUGGGCCUCAGACGUGCUGAUCUCCAACAACAACACCUGGGUCGUCAAGAUCCCCGACAAUCUUGCGCCAGGCAAUUACGUGCUCCGCCACGAGAUCAUCGCGUUACACAGCGCCGGGCAGGCAAACGGCGCUCAGAACUACCCCCAGUGCUUCAACAUUGCCGUCUCAGGCUCGGGUUCUCUGCAGCCCAGCGGCGUUCUAGGGACCGACCUCUAUCACGCGACGGACCCUGGUGUUCUCAUCAACAUCUACACCAGCCCGCUCAACUACAUCAUCCCUGGACCUACCGUGGUAUCAGGCCUGCCAACGAGUGUUGCCCAGGGGAGCUCCGCCGCGACGGCCACCGCCAGCGCCACUGUUCCUGGAGGCGGUAGCGGCCCGACCAGCAGAACCACGACAACGGCGAGGACGACGCAGGCCUCAAGCAGGCCCAGCUCUACGCCUCCCGCAACCACGUCGGCACCUGCUGGCGGCCCAACCCAGACUCUGUACGGCCAGUGUGGUGGCAGCGGUUACAGCGGGCCUACUCGAUGCGCGCCGCCAGCCACUUGCUCUACCUUGAACCCCUACUACGCCCAGUGCCUUAACUAGAGGGCAUCACGGCGGGUCUUUGGAGCUUCGAGGCACACACGCGGGCUAGUGCUUCCUAGAACUGAGGUAGUUGUUCGGGGCGAGGAGGAAUAAUCUUUUACAUAUACUGUACUGAAUCUUGACGAUGUAACUCCUGAUAUCACUAGAUGAAGUCUACGGGUAUAGUGAUAUUGCCAAGAGCAGAUUGUUACAUUAUCAAGAUAAUCUGGUCAUCAUCAAUAUGGUUCAGGU
Trichoderma reesei QM6a is the source of this 1297-nucleotide messenger RNA. RefSeq names its product glycoside hydrolase family 61 (gene cel61a). Gene Ontology annotation, cellular component: extracellular region. The transcript is spliced from 2 exons. Gene Ontology annotation, molecular function: cellulose binding. Gene Ontology annotation, biological process: carbohydrate metabolic process. The record is from RefSeq and is a predicted model, not a curated record. NCBI's taxonomy places the organism in Eukaryota, Fungi, Ascomycota, Sordariomycetes, Hypocreales, Hypocreaceae. Bases 32 to 1066 code for a protein of 344 amino acids.